AAGGCACAUUGGGAAGAUUCGAGAGGUUUCUGGAACAUGAGAGUUCUCGAACACUCUGAGGCCAGACGUAUAUAAAGCAGCUCACGGUUUUCGUCAGUUAUCCUGCAUGAUGCCUGAAGCACAUGACACACCAAUGGAGGAAGAGACUGAGACCUUUGCCUUCCAGGCAGAAAUUGCCCAGCUGAUGUCUCUGAUCAUCAACACUUUCUAUUCAAACAAGGAGAUCUUUCUCAGGGAGCUUAUUUCAAAUUCUUCAGACGCUUUGGACAAAAUCCGAUAUGAAAGUCUGACUGACCCAAGUAAGCUGGACUCAGGAAAAGACCUCAAAAUUGAAAUUAUUCCCAACAAAGAGGAGCGUACCCUGACCAUCAUUGAUACUGGCAUUGGCAUGACAAAGGCUGAUCUCAUCAACAAUCUGGGCACCAUUGCCAAGUCUGGAACAAAGGCCUUCAUGGAGGCUCUACAGGCUGGAGCUGACAUCUCUAUGAUUGGGCAGUUUGGUGUGGGUUUUUACUCAGCAUACCUGGUAGCUGAGAAAGUCACAGUCAUCACCAAACACAACGAUGAUGAGCAGUAUGCUUGGGAGUCUUCCGCUGGAGGAUCAUUCACAGUGAAAGUGGAUAACUCUGAACCAGUUAAACGUGGCACAAAAGUGGUCCUGCAUUUGAAAGAGGAUCAGACCGAAUACAUUGAAGAGAGGCGAAUUAAGGAGAUUGUGAAAAAGCAUUCACAGUUCAUUGGCUACCCCAUCACUCUUUAUGUGGAGAAAGAGCGCGACAAGGAGGUGAGUGACGAUGAUGAGGCCGAAGACGAAAAGGAGAAAGAAAAAGAUGAAGUAGAAAAAGAUGAAGAUAAGCCAGAAAUUGAGGAUGUUGGUUCAGAUGAAGAUGAAGACCAUGACAAGAGCUCUGACAAGAAGAAGAAGAAGAAGAAAAUCAAGGAGAAGUUCAUUGACCAGGAAGAGCUCAAUAAGACCAAGCCCCUGUGGACCCGCAACCCUGAUGACAUUACUAAUGAAGAGUAUGGAGAGUUCUACAAGAGUCUGACAAAUGAUUGGGAAGAUCACCUUGCUGUUAAGCACUUCUCUGUGGAGGGGCAGCUGGAGUUCCGUGCACUGCUUUUUGUUCCUCGCAGAGCUCCAUUUGAUCUCUUUGAGAAUAAGAAAAAGAAGAACAACAUAAAGCUGUAUGUGCGCAGAGUCUUUAUCAUGGACAACUGUGAUGAACUUAUUCCAGAAUAUCUCAAUUUCAUAAAAGGAGUGGUGGACUCUGAGGAUUUGCCUCUGAACAUCUCCAGAGAGAUGCUGCAACAGAGCAAGAUCCUCAAAGUCAUCCGAAAGAAUCUGGUUAAGAAGUGUCUUGAGCUCUUCACUGAACUUGCUGAGGACAAGGACAACUACAAAAAGUAUUAUGAACAGUUCUCUAAGAAUAUCAAGCUUGGUAUCCAUGAGGACUCUCAGAACAGAAAAAAACUGUCUGAACUGCUGCGUUACUACACUUCGGCUUCUGGUGAUGAGAUGGUGUCCCUUAAAGAUUAUGUGACCCGCAUGAAGGACACCCAGAAGCACAUCUACUACAUCACCGGUGAGACCAAAGAUCAGGUAGCAAACUCUGCCUUUGUGGAACGCCUACGCAAGGCUGGUCUGGAGGUGAUUUACAUGAUUGAGCCGAUUGAUGAGUACUGUGUUCAGCAGUUGAAGGAAUUUGAAGGCAAGAACCUAGUGUCGGUGACCAAGGAGGGUCUGGAACUCCCAGAGGAUGAGGAAGAAAAGAAGAAGCAGGAAGAGAAGAAGUCACAGUUUGAAAAUCUGUGCAAAAUCAUGAAAGACAUUCUUGAAAAGAAGGUUGAGAAGGUUACUGUCUCAAACCGUCUGGUGUCCUCCCCCUGCUGUAUUGUUACUAGCACAUAUGGCUGGACAGCCAAUAUGGAGAGGAUUAUGAAGGCCCAGGCUCUAAGGGACAACUCCACCAUGGGCUACAUGGCUGCUAAGAAGCACCUAGAGAUUAACCCUGAUCACCCUAUAAUUGAAACCCUUAGGCAGAAAGCAGAGGCUGACAAGAAUGACAAAUCUGUGAAGGAUCUGGUCAUCCUGCUAUUUGAGACAGCACUGCUGUCCUCUGGGUUCACACUCGAUGACCCUCAGACACACUCUAACCGCAUCUACAGGAUGAUCAAGUUGGGCUUGGGCAUUGAUGAAGAUGACUUGUCCAUUGAAGAACCAACCUCUGCUCCAGUUGAGGACAUGCCUCCCUUGGAAGGGGAUGAUGACACAUCCCGCAUGGAGGAAGUUGACUAAAGUCAGUUAUACAAAUCUACAGGGUUUUAAUGGGUGGGAUUGGCUUGCACUUGGGUGGCUACAGUGAGAUCAGAGUAUACUGUGUGUGGCCUUUGGAAAAGAUGUGAUUUCUUAUGUCAAUAGACGCAUGCAUCUAUUAGUAAGAUUGUAUGUAUCCAAAGAAGUAAUGGCUAGUGUACAGUUUUCCAGACACCAAAUGUAGUCUUGAAUUAAAGAUAUAUCUCGUUUAAUAUUGGGCUAGACAUAACCUGUCUGGAAAUCCACCUCAAAUGUAUAAAGGAUAAGCUAGUGAUGGCUACACCAGGAAUUUAUAUAUGGGGAAGGGAGAGUUGUCAUUCAUGUCUUUAUGCAGUCAUACCUGGCUAUGUACAUGGGUGCAGAUAGAGCCCACUUGAUGUUGAUACUGGUCAUCCAGGUCUUUUUGUUAUACAGAUCUAUUCCCAUACUAUUCCAUUGGCAUCCCCUUUUUAUUUAAGUGCAUAUGCACUUUUGUAUUUAUUUACAUUCCACUUUUUUUUUAUGUAAUAACUUUGUUGUGCAUCUUUAAAACCUUAAACCUGAUAUUGUAACUUAAUGGUUGAACAUGAAAAUAAAGUUUGCCACACUACAUCA
Molecule: messenger RNA, 2908 nt
Organism: Electrophorus electricus (electric eel)
Lineage: Eukaryota; Metazoa; Chordata; Actinopteri; Gymnotiformes; Gymnotidae
Gene: hsp90aa1.2
Product: heat shock protein 90, alpha (cytosolic), class A member 1, tandem duplicate 2
Biological process (GO): protein folding
Molecular function (GO): ATP-dependent protein folding chaperone; ATP binding; ATP hydrolysis activity
Source: RefSeq, a predicted model, not a curated record